GAAUAUUGAUGAAGCUUAAUCUGUGGGGAAACAUGCUUCCUCUACCUACUGUUUUUGUUUUGGUUUGUUUCAUUUUAUAUAUAUUCCUCAAUUUACCCACCGUCCAAGCCCAGUUUUUAUCCACACCUAGGGCAGGACAAGGCUUGCUGCUCUUCACCCAGCCAUCCUAUAAUGCUUCAAUCUUCGAGAACUCGGCAGUAAGAACCUAUAUCAGAAGUGAGGUAAAAAUGGGCAUCACUCUUGUGCCAUCCUGGCCUUUAGACUUGAAAUAUUCAAUUGAGUCUGGAGACAAUGAUGGCAUCUUUCAAGCGGAGGAGUUUGUAAUGGGGGAUUUUUGUUUCCUACGUAUAAGCACUAAUGGAGGCAGCGGUGCCACGCUGAAUCGGGAGGUACAGGACAAUUACACCCUGGCAGUCAAGGCGUCUGCCCAUAAUGGCUUGGAGGCCUUAGCCACAAUAUUUAUUCGGGUCUUGGAUACAAAUGACCUCCGACCACUCUUUUCUCCAACCUUCUAUUCAUUUGUUGUUUCUGAAAGUGCACCCCUGGGCACCAGCAUUGGACGGGUAACAGCCACAGAUGCUGACAUUGGCUCCAAUGGGGAGUUUUACUACUUCUUCAAGAACAGAAUAGAGCUAUUUGCUGUUCAUCCAACCAGUGGGGUCAUAACCCUCACAGGCCGACCCAGAAUGGACAAAAAGGAAAAAUUUGAGCUGGAGGUGCAGGUGGUUGACAGAGGCAUGAAACUCUAUGGAAAUAAUGGCGUCAGCAGCACUGCUAGGCUGAUUAUAAGUGUGGAUAGGGUUAAUGAAUUUGCUCCUGUUCUCAGCGCAGUAGCAGUUGUUCCAUCAGUGCAAGAUAAGGACCUCAUCUAUGCCAUACUGACUGUUGAGGAUAAAGAUGAGGGGUUAUCUGGGCACAUAGAGUGGGUUUCCAUUAUUGAGGGAGACCCUUUUGAACAGUUUGUUAUUGAGAGAUCAGCUUUUUGGAAUAAAUAUAGGGUUAAAUCAUCAGAGCUCAUUAACUGGGAAACAUAUCCUUAUGGCUGCAAUUUAACUUUCCAGGCCAAAGACAGAGGUAUACCUCCAAAAUAUUCGAAUACUCAGGUUGUUCAGUUGGUGGUUACAAAGCAGGACCCCAUAAUGGCAAACUUUGAGAAGGAUGUUUAUGCAGUCAAGGUGAGUGAAAUAGCUCCCCCAAGCACUAUUGUAGAGGUGGUGAAAAUUUCCCCAUCUCCUCUGAGUGUCAAUUACAGUUUCAGGAGCCUCUCAGAUCCAAUGUACUUUGAUAUAAACCCUUUGACUGGAGUUAUUACAACCAUAAGGCAGCUGACAAAGCUAUCCCAGGAUUUCAUGGAGAUGGAGAUAGUUGAUUUUAUCAGUCAGCAACAAGCAAGGGUUCAAAUUAGCAUAGAGGAUGCAAAUGAUAAUUCUCCACUUUUCAGCCAGCCGUCCUAUGAUGUUGCAAUUAAUGAGAGCUUACCCAUAGGGACUGUUGUUUUAGUGGUAUCCGCUUCGGACAGUGAUAAAGCAGAAAAUGGAUACGUAACUCACACAAUCAAUGGUGAGGAGUCUAUUCCGUUUAGUAUAGAGCAGGAGACAGGGGAGCUGAGGAUCACCAGAGAUCUGGACUUUGAGUCUUCAGAGGAUAUCUAUAGUUUUGCAGUGAGAGCCUCUGACUGGGGUUCACCCUACAGAAGAGAAACAGAGGUUAAUGUCACUAUUCGAGUGGUAAACAUCAAUGAUAACAAGCCUGCUUUUGAAAAGAUUUCCUGCAGAGGCAUGAUAAGCCGUGAUUUUCCAGUCAACCAGACUAUUGUCACUUUGUCAGCCAUAGAUAUUGAUGAGUUUGAAAUGGUGAGGUACAAGAUACUGUCUGGUAACGACUUAGACAAAUUUGAAUUAAAUCCUGACUCGGGGGCGUUGACGCUGAAAAGAUCAUUUGUAUCAGACAUUUUAAAAAAUUCUGUGUUUAACCUGAAAGUGGCUGCAACGGAUGGAGAGAUGUUCUCUGAUCCUACAUUUGUGAAUAUAUCAGUGGUGAGAGGUAGAAUGUCACCCGGUGGGUUCACCUGCAAGGAAACCAGGGUUGCUCAGUUUCUCGCAGAGAAAAUGGUCUCCAAAGCAUCUGCAAUGGCAAAACCAAGAUCAGAUGAAAGAUACAUAGACCUUUUCUCUACAAACAAACAAGCUCCACAGUUUGAAGCUUUGCCUACAAGCAUUCUCGUGAGGGAGGAUCUGAGUCCUGGCUCCAGCGUUUUUCAGGUGCGGGCACGAGAUGGUGACAUCGGUUUUAAUGGUCGUGUUCUUUUUUCCAUUUAUGAUGGCAACAAAGAAAACAGCUUCAAUAUCAACAUGGAGAGUGGCCUGAUAACUGUUUUGCUGCCACUUGAUCGUGAGCGACAGGACCGCUAUUUCCUAAAUAUUACCAUCUAUGAUGAGGGAAUUCCUCCGAUGUCCAACUGGAGACUGCUGACAGUGAUCAUCGAGGAUGCAAAUGACAAUAAUCCCCAAUUCUAUCAGGACAACUACUCUGCCGUUGUUUCAGAAAACACAGACCUUGGCACGGAAGUUAUUAAAAUUACUGCUUUUGACAGGGAUAUAGGCCAGAAUGGACAAUUCUCGUUUAGAAUGCUGACUGGUGUCCCUCAGUUUGGUAUUGACAGUGAAACUGGAAGUGUAUUUGUUGCAAGUCAGCUGGACAGAGAAGCACACCCUGUAUUCAUAUUGAAGAUUGAAGUGAGAGACAAGGCUGAAAGAGGCACUCGAAGGUCAUCAGUGACUACUUUAAGCCUAAUAGUGGAGGACAUCAAUGAUUGUUCUCCAGCUUUCAUUCCCAGCAGCUAUAGUGCCCGGGUACCUGAGGACCUGCCCCCAGGGACUGUGAUUACCUGGGUGCAGGCGCAGGACCCAGAUGUUGGACCUGGUGGACAAGUCCGAUAUUCCUUGAUCAAUGACUUCAAUGGCACUUUCGAGAUCAGUGCUGUAACUGGUAUACUGAGGAUUAGCCGGGAGCUGGACUUUGAGACAAAACAGUUCUAUAACCUGACCGUUCUUGCGGAAGACAGAGGAAUACCAAGCCUUCGGAGCAUCACAUUCGUGGAGAUUGAGGUGGCGGACGUCAAUGAAAAUUUGUAUGCCCCCUACUUCCUUAACUUUGCUGUGAAAGGUUCAGUGAGGGAGAACUCUCGCACAGGAACAAGUGUCCUGAUAGUCAGGGCUAAAGACGAUGACAGGGGACGAGAUGGCGUGUUGAGAUACUCAAUCCAUGGAGGCAGCGGACUGGGCACUUUCACCAUUGACGAAGACACAGGGGUGAUUUAUACUACUGGCAACUUGGAUUGUGAGACCAAAAACUCCUACUGGCUCACUGUGUAUGCCAGAGAUAGAGGGGUUGCUCCCAUGUCAGCUUCAGUUGAAGUCUUCAUUCAGAUUGAAGAUGUCAAUGACAAUGCUCCGCUCACCUCAGACCCCAUUUACCACCCAAUCAUCAAGGAGAACUCUCCGAAGGAUGUGUCAGUCAUUCGUAUUCAAGCACAGGACCCUGACCUUACAGAAGCACCCACCCGUCUGAGUUACCGCAUCUCUGCUGGGAACCCACAGAAUUUCUUCUCUAUUAACCCAAAAACCGGUCUGAUUACAACCACUGCAAGAAAACUGGACAGAGAACAUCAGACCGAGCACUUUUUAGAGGUUACUGUAAUUGACGGCCCGGUGACGACCCGCCAGUCAACCGUUUGGGUCAUAGUCCACAUCGAGGAUGAAAACGACAAUGUACCCACCUUCCCGGAGGUCACUUACCGCAUCAACUUACCCGAACGGGACCGAAACAAACGGGGUGAACCUGUCUAUCGAGUUUUUGCCUACGACCGUGACUUGGGAGCUAAUGGUAACAUCACAUACAGCAUUAUUGAUGGGAAUGGGGAUGAAAAGUUCAGUAUCGACCCCAGGACCGGUAUGGUGUCCUCAAAGAUGAUGGCCUCAGCAGGCAGCUAUGACAUCCUCACUAUAAAAGCUGAGGACAGUGGUAUUCCACCAUUAUGGUCUACUGUCAAACUCCACGUUGAAUGGAUUCGCAAGCCUGUCCCCUCAUCUAUACCCCUGCUCUUCACCCAGAGGUCCUACAAUUUCUCAAUUGCAGAGACAACUCCAGUUGCCCAGCCGGUGGGAGUGGUGGCUAUCAGCCAGUCGACCACAACUGUCUGGUUUAGUAUCGUUGGUGGGAGCUUUGACAUGCAGUUUGACCUUCAAGUUGGGGUUGGGACCCUUGUUGUGGCCAAGCCCCUGGAUGCAGAAGUUCAGUCAGUGUACAACAUGACUGUACAGGUGACAGAUGGGACCAACUUUGCAACAGCACAGGUAUUUAUAAGAGUACAAGACAGCAACGACAACCCUCCGGUCUUCUCACAGCCGGCGUAUGAUGUCAGUGUUUCCGAGGAUGCGCCAUCUGAUUUUGAGCUGCUGCGGCUCAGAGCAUCAGACAUGGAUGAGCGUUCCCGUUUAAGCUUUUCAAUCUACGGCAGCGUCGAUCCUGCGAGUAUGAGGCUAUUCAGGGUCAAUCCUGGCACGGGGGCUGUUUAUACUGCAGACAGACUGGACUAUGAGGCCAGAACUCAGCAUAUCCUUACUAUUAUGGUUAAGGAUCAGGAGUUUCCUUUUAAUCGUGACCUGACCCGCAUCCUGGUUGCAGUGGAGGACACAAAUGAUAAUGUCCCUUACUUUACAAGCACUGUAUAUGAUGCUACAGCCUAUGAGACGUUUCCUGUAGGUACCUCUGUGGUACAGGUGACAGCAUUAGACAAAGACAAUGGAAUUAAUGGUCAACUCACAUAUACUAUGGAAGCAGGUAACACAGGGGGUGUGUUUGCCAUAAAUAAUACCACAGGCCUCAUCUUCACUGCAAAGGACCUGGACCUCACGUCUUUGGGCUUCUAUACCCUCACUGUGCGGGCCAUGGACAGCGGCUUUCCUCCAUUAAUGGCCACAGCUUCUGUCCGCAUUUCCCUGAUACUCUCCGACUUCUCCAAACCUAAAUUCUCUCAAAAGGAGUAUCAGGCCGAGAUAAUGGAGAACAGCAAAAUAGGAACAUACGUGACCACCAUCAGUGCCCUCAGCCGCUCGCCGCUCAUUUAUGACAUCAUUAGAGGCAACGAGGAGCGCUGCUUCUUUAUCAACCAUCACACCGGUGUAAUUACUACUCGCAAGCCGCUCGACUUUGAGCAAAUAACAUCCUACUUUCUGAUGGUGCGUGCCCAGAGUAUGGCAGGAGUGGAGGCCAGCAUCAGUGUCAUCAUCCAAGUGGUGGAUGUCAACGAUAACCCACCAGAAUUUCAGCAAAUCAGGUAUAUGGGCACAGUUAGUGAAGCUGCUCCAAUCAACAGUGUGGUCCUGAGAGAUGACGGUAACCCCUUGGUAAUCCAGGCCACAGAUAAGGAUCGCAAUCACAAUGCCCUGUUAGUGUUCCAGAUCAUAGAAGAGACCGCUCGUAUGUUUUUUAGUGUGGACUCUGGGACAGGAUCAAUUCGAAUCAUUGCCAGUUUGGACUUUGAAACCUUUCCAGAGUUCAACUUUCGUGUUUACGUUCAAGACAGUGGUCAACCAUCUAGGAGUGCAGAAAGUCCUGCAGAGGUGACAAUAAAGGUGAUCAACAUCAAUGACUCGCCCCCAAAGUUUUCUCAGGACACUUACGAAACAGUCCUUCUGCUUCCGACAUAUGUGGGAGUCGAAGUCCUCCGGGUGGAGGCUUUAGACCCUGAUAUUACUGCUGACCAAGAACAAUCUCUCACACCCAAGCUAGCCUAUUCCCUAGUGGACAACAGUGUGGAGUACUUUAUCGUGCAGCGCUAUACUGGAGUUGUGACUGUCACCAACCCAAACCUCAGCAAAGAUCGUUAUCGCUUCAGUGUGAAAGUCUGGGAUGGGCGUUUUUCCAGCGUGGUAUCCAUCACCGUGCUUGUGAGAGAAGCUGUAGACAGCGGCCUUCUCUUCACUCGCCCCAUGUAUUCUUCCUCCAUCCCAGAGAACAAACCCAAUGUCACAUUAGUGACUGUUGUAAACACAGUCGGCCAUCGCCUCAAUGAGCCACUGAAGUACACUCUGCUAAACGCUGGAGGACGGUUCACCAUCCGGUCUACGUGUGGAGUGGUGCUCACUACUGGUGUGCCUUUUGACCGUGAGGAAAUAGGAAGCUACGAGCUGGUGGUGGAAGUCAGCAGAGAAGACGAGAUUCUAAGGGUGGCGAGGGUGACAGUGCAAGUACAGGUGGAAGAUAUUAAUGACAAUGCUCCAGAGUUUGUGAAUCUCCCCUACUACGCUGCAGUGCAGGUGGAAGCAGAACCAGGGUCAACCAUCUUCAAAGUCUCUGCUGCUGAUCAAGACUUUGAUCUGAAUGGAGAAGUAACUUACAGCAUGAAGACACAGCACAGAAACUUUGAGGUGAAUCCCAUGACAGGAGAACUGGUCUUAAAAAGAGCUUUUGAAGCAGACCUAUCUAAUGCAGAGUACAGGUUGGCUAUCAUUGCGACUGAUGGUGGAUCCCCUCGACUCUCCAGUGAGGUGGAGCUGCCUGUUACAGUUGUAAACAAAGCCAUGCCUGUGUUUGACAAACCGUUCUAUGGUAUAACAGUCAGAGAGGAUGUAGAAGUUUCCUCCUCUGUUUUGGGCAUCAAUGCAAGCAGCCCAGAGGGCCAGGACAUCAUCUUCACCAUCACAGACGGAGACCCUUCCUUUCAGUUUGACAUCGGCUUCGAUACAGGAAUCAUCAGUGUGAGAUACCCAUUAGACUAUGAGACCAUGCAGUACUACCGCCUAACAGUGAAAGCUACCGAUACCUUAACAGGGGCAAAGUCUGAGGUCGAUGUAGACAUCGUUAUACUAGAUGUGAAUGACAACCCCCCACUUUUUCAGAACACCUCAUACUCUGCCAUCCUAUCUGAGAAUUCAAUGAUCGGAACAUCUGUGCUACAGGUCUUUGCACCAGACCAGGACACGGAGACGAAUGCGGUAGUGACUUACCAGAUCCUGUCUGACAUCUACAAUAGCACAGACUACUUCCAAAUUGACAGCAGCAGGGGAUUAGUAUUCACAUCACGCAUGCUUGACUAUGAGCUCAUGCAGCGCCACAACUUCAUUGUCAGGGCAACAGACAGUGGAGAUCCUGCCCUCAGCACUGAUGUUAGUGUCACUGUGGUUGUAACUGACACAAACGACAACCCCCCUAAUUUCAGCCAAGCGGUGUACGAGGCUUUUGUCAGUGACCUGGCUCCCAGAGGGCACUUUGUGACUUGCCUUCAGGCAUCAGAUGCUGACAUCUGUGAUGCUCAGAGGCUGAGGUAUAGUAUUCUCUCAGGGAAUGAGAAAAUGACUUUCAUGAUGGAGCCAGAUACAGGGGUGCUUCGUCUGUCUAACAAGAGGAGACAAGGCAUGAAACUCUUCUAUCAACUCAAUGUGUCUGUGUCAGAUGGAGUCUUCACCAACACCGCUCAGGUAAUCCUACAUGUCCUGGGAGCCAAUCUAUACAGCCCGGUAUUCAGCCAGAGGUUUUACCUGGCUGAAGUUAUGGAAAAUUCGCCUCCAGGAACUAAAGUCAUUGAAGUUUCUGCAACAGAUGAGGACUCUGGGUUGAAUGGUCAGAUCACCUACUCGUUUAUCAAUGACCUGGGGAAAACUAAGUUCAACAUUGAUGCAGAUGGGGUCAUAUCCACUCUUCAGAGAUUAGACCGAGAAAAUCCUAAGAACAAAGACAUCGUGCUCACAGUAAUGGCCUUGGAUGGGGGAGGCCGUGCAUCAUUUUGCACUGUGCGAGUGGUCCUGGCAGAUGAAAAUGACAAUGCCCCACAGUUCAGAGCCAUGGAGUACCGCAUGAGCAUUAAAUCUAAUGUCGCCAAAGGUUCUCUUGUGACACAGAUUCAGGCCACUGACCCUGAUGCUGGCUCUAAUGGAAGGAUAACAUACUCCCUUUACAGUGAGGCCCGUCUGUCACUGGUUGAUGUUCUGGAGGUGGAGCCAGACAGUGGUUGGAUGAUGACUAAAAGUGCUGUUGACCACCUUCAAGGAACUGUCCUGUCUUUCUUCGUCAAAGCCACAGACUGCGGCUCUGCUCCCAAGCACUCCUUGGUGUCAGCCUUCAUUCAAGUCGUCCCCCCAGAUUCAUUUAUCCCCUCGUUCAGCCAGCCUCAGUAUUCAUUCACCAUCCCUGAGAACACUGCAGUGGGAACAGUGCUGGGCUCUGUGUACAUAGGUCCUGGUCAGACAGGAUUCUUCACUGCUGUUCCCGGAGAGACAACCGACAGCAACCUGGGGGCAACCUUCCAAGUGGAAAAAGAAACAGGUCUCAUUCGUUUGCUGAACCCAUUAGACUAUGAGGAGGUCAGCAGCUUCAGGUUUAAGGUUGCAACAACAGCAAGAAAAGACUUGAUCGAGACCGUUUCAACUGUAGACCUAGAAGUAAAGAUCCUUGAUGUGAAUGACAACAAGCCAGUGUUUGAAACCAAUACAUAUGUAGCAACAGUGAUGGAAGGAAUGCCAUCAGGGACAAGAGUAAUUCAAGUGCGUGCUCUUGAUCCAGACUGGGGCUCUAAUGGACAGGUAACUUACAGCCUUGGGCUACUGCUCACCUACAAUCCGGACCUAACAAAGGACACUUUGUCCCUCGCUGGCCCAGUCACCACCAGUUCUAUUUUUGCCAUUGAUAGUAAAACAGGCUGGAUCACCACAGUGGCUCAGAUCGACCAUGAGGCCUGCUCGAGUUACAGCUUUGAAGUAGUGGCCUCCGAUCUUGCUGAGUCACAGCCUCUUUCCUCCACCACUGUGGUAACCAUCACCGUUUUGGACGUUAAUGACAACCCGCCAAGGUCCGAGAGGGAGUUUUACAGAGGUGCCGUGAAGGAGAGUGACCCGCUCGGUGAAGUUGUGGCUGUUCUGAGAACCAAAGACCUAGAUGGCACCGAUCAAAACCGCCUUGUUAGCUUUUACAUCACAGGGGGAAAUCAGCGAGGAGUGUUUGGCCUCACUCUGGUGCAGGGGGAGUGGAAGGUUUAUGUCAGUGGUCUGCUGGAUCGUGAGCAGCAAGACUGGUAUUUGCUCAACAUCACAGCCAGUGAUGGCCUGUAUGUCGCUCAUACAGCAGUGGAGGUAACCGUGAUAGAUGCCAAUGACAACAGUCCCAUCUGCAGCCAGGCUGUGUAUGGCGCCUCUUUUCCUGAGGACAUUCCAAUUAACAAGGGCAUUCUGACGGUUGGUGCAACAGAUGCUGACUCAGGUUCCAGUGCUGAGAUCCAGUAUUCACUAUUUGGCAUUGGCGUGGAAGAUUUCUAUAUGGAUGCCAACACUGGUGAAUUACGCACCGCCACCAUGAUGGACAGAGAAACAACACCCUCCUACAAACUCAUUGCUCAGGCUACUGACGGGGGAGGAUUGUUCUGCCGGUCUGAAAUUUCUCUCAAAGUGUUUGAUGUGAAUGACAAUGCCCCCUCGUUCUCGACAACUCAUUACCUGGCGAGUGUGUAUGAGAGUGCCUCCCCCAAGGCCUUACUUACUCGGCUGCAAGCUAGUGACCCUGAUGAAGGUCUUAACCGUACAGUUGUAUAUUCUCUGGUGGAUUCAUUCGAUGGGAUAUUUUCCAUUGAUCCUGUUACUGGAAUAGUGAUCCUGGAGAAAUUCCUGGACAGAGAGAGCCGAGACUCCUAUCGUGUCCGUGUUCAGGCUACUGAUCGGGUUGGUCAACAGGGGGCACUAUCCUCACAGGUUGAUUUGACUAUUUUGGUCCUGGAUGUGAAUGACAAUGCUCCAGUUUUCCAGAGGAGAGACUAUGCUGUUACUGUCCCUGAGGAUGUCGCCAUGGGAACCGAGGUGCUGCGCAUUUUGGCAACGAGCGCUGACAUUGGACCCAAUGCUGAGAUUACUUACAGCAUCAGGUCGGGCAACGAGUUGGGAAAGUUCAGCAUCGACAGAAAACUGGGCUCAAUUUCAGUGGCUGAUGACUUGGACUUUGAGGUAUGUAAGGACUACUACAUCACUGUCGAGGCCUGGGACAAUGGAAAUCCUCCACUUAGCACUGCUACGAUGAUUGUCAUUGAACUCAUGGAUGUCAACGACAAUGCUCCAAUGUUUGAUCAGGACAUCUACAACGUUCUGAUCAGCGAGGAUGCAUCUAUUGGGCAGACAGUUACCAGGGUGUUUGCAGAGGAUCUUGACAGCCAAGUGAACGGACGAAUUACCUACUCAAUUCUGAAAGGUGAUCGAACCAACCACUUCUGGAUUGAUCCUGUGACAGGAUUGCUUAAAGUCAAUAAGAGACUUGACAGAGAAGUAGUAUCUAGGUACACUUUAUCUGUACAGGCGUUUGACAGUGGCUCUCCUGCCAUGUCCUCCACCGUCGCUGUUAACAUUGACAUCUCUGAUGUUAACGACAACCCCCCCAUCUUCACUCCUCCCAACUCCACAGCCAUUAUACAGCUCAACCAGGCCACUGGCACCACCCUGCUGACAUUGUCAGUCAGUGAUAAAGACUCCCCUAGAAAUGGUGCUCCGUUUGUGUUUCGCAUAGUGGCAGGAAAUGAAGGUAGCUUCUUCCGUUUGGACCAGACUGGAUCUCUAAAGUCCAACCGUGUGUUUGGUCCUGAAGCACCCAGAGAAUUCAUACUUGAAAUUCAGGCAAGUGACUCGGGUAAGCCGAGUCUUACCUCUUCUUCCUGGGUUUUUCUGAGAGUCAUCGGUAACAGUCAGUACAAGCCUGUUGUAUCCCCCCUGGAGAUCUACAUAGUCAUGUCAACGGAUACUUUUCCGGGAGGUCAGAUCGGCCAGAUCUAUGCCACAGACCGUGACCCCAAUGAUGUCCUGUCAUUUACCCAUAAGCCUCAGCCAAAGAGCAUGUUUAAGAUCAACAGACAAGAUGGCAGCAUUGUUGCUCUGCCAGGCUUGGAACCCGGGAGAUACCAGAUGAAUGCAACAGUCAGUGAUGGGCGAUUUGGUGUCAUAGCUGACGUGUCAGUCCAUGUUGAACAGGUUACAGAUGUUUUGCUGCGUAGCGCCCUUACCUUGCGUUUGAGCUCAAUCUCAUGGGAGGAAUUGCUAGGACGGUACCUGAACCAGAUUAAAAUAACUUUACGGGCAAUAGCUGGCUGGAAAUGGUUACCAGGGCAGCCAGAUCCUCUUCACAUACUUGGCCUGCAGCCAGUAACAGGGACAUCGGACAUCAAUCUGGUCCUGGCAGUGGAGAGGCCCGAGACGUUAGGCAGUGGCCGGAUGGAGGGGUUCUACUCUAAGCAGGAGUUGGCAGGAAAGCUGGAGGAAGCAGCAGCACGGGGUCAGAUGCGAGGUGCCCUCGCUGGAACAGCUUUGGUCGGCAGCACCUGUUCUGGGAAGUUGGAUUGUGGGGACCGGGUGUGUAAAAACAUACUGGUGAUGGAGGGUGGUUUGCCUGUUACCUACAACACAGAAAGGAUCAGCUUGGUAUUGCCGAGGUUUGGACGCACAGAGACCUGCACCUGCCCAGCAGGAGGGACGUGCCCAACCCCUGUAGAACUUUGUGAAGGUCAGUCCUGUCCAGACGAUAUGCAGUGUGUCCUUUCUGGUCCAACAACGCCAUCUGUCUGCCAGUGUCAGCCAGAGAGAUUGGAUGAGUGUGCAGGACAGACCUCUCUGAGUUUCUCUGGAAACAGCUACAUCAAGUACAGAGUGACAGAGAGGGUCCAGAGUGGAGAGAUGAGACUUGGCCUCAGGGUUAGAACACUCCAAACAAGAGGAGUCAUUAUGUUCACUCGUGUUAACCCUUGCACUAUGCUAAAGAUUGAAGGGGGUCGACUGUGGUUCCAGUUGGACUGUGACAACACCCUUGGCAUUAUGGGCAUUUCAGACAGACCAAUAAAUGAUGGUUUCUGGCAUUCAGUUGCUUUAGAGCUGACUAGAAACUACACCCUUCUGUCAGUGGAUGACAGUUAUGUGGAACGCCGCAGAGCAGCACGGGCCCCUGUCCGUCUCUGGCCACUAGCUCCUGAUUCCUCGUUUUUCUUCGGUGCACAAGUGAGGUUGCUGAACGGGCCAGGUGAGAGGCUUGUCUUUGGACCUGAGGAAAGCAUGGGAGGAGGGUCAGAACUCGGAGAGCGUUCAGUGAGGGGCCCCGCGAGAGCCCAGGAUGGCUUCCAAGGUUGCCUGGGGUCACUGAUGCUGAACGGUAACGAGCUGCCACUCCAAAAUAAGAGGAGCCGUUACGCUGAGAUAGCCGGGCUCAGCGAGGUCAAGCUGGGCUGUGUUCUUUAUCCAGAUCCGUGCAUUAGCCAGCCAUGUCUCAAUGGAGCCAUCUGCAGCAGCCUGCCAUAUGGAGGCUUCAUGUGCAGUUGCAGCAGUGGAUUCACUGGGGGGCGAUGUGAAGUUGAACUAACAUCCUGCAUGUCAAACCCAUGCCAGAAUGGAGGAGAAUGUAAGGCUGUUGGCAAUGCAUUCCACUGUGCCUGUCCGACAGGACUCGGGGGACUUAUAUGCGACGUGGAUGUAAAUGAGUGUGACCAGGAAAACUGUGGAAACAGAGGAGAGUGUGUCAACACGUUCGGUUCGUUCUAUUGCAACUGCUCAGAUGGAUACGAGGACCAGCUUUGCGAUGAUCAGGUCCCUGAGGAUGACACGCAGGCUGAGCCACUAUCUUAUGUUGGACCGGGGGAAAUAAUAGGCAUCGGAGUGCUUGCCUUUGUCAUCAUUUUCCUCCUCAUACUCUUCGUCGCCUUCAGGAGGAAAAUAAAAUUCCGGAAAGAGUCCGACCCUGGUCCAGGAACUCAGGCUGCUGUGAGCAUCUCGGCUGUUUCCACAGAAGCUAGCUACAUGCUACACAAGACUGGAAUGAGGGGCGAGGGGAUCGAGUUCAAAGCAGUGCGUGUGCCAGGCUCACCGGCAACCACGGGUACCUAUGGUGAGGUGGGAGGCUGCAGCGGAGGUCCUCCCCAGGUCAUGGUGCGUCCUACGGCCCACUCCAUCCUCCCAGGAACAGACAGGACCACUUCCAGUGAAAGCAGUCAGAUGAGCAGCUUCCUCUCAGACGUGUCUAAUGUCCGAGGUAUGGCCAACAGGAGAGGCAUUGCAGUGUGCAGCGUGGCACCCAAUCUCCCCUCAACGUUGGCCCGUCGCCCAGAGCACAGUCCAGCCCACAAAGUGUCAUGGCAGGGCAAAGAAACCAGAGAGAAAGGCCUGGAGAGGGACAGAGACGAGAGGGAGGAGGAGUGGGGACAGAGGGCUUUUGAGCUGGAGAGAACCCAGAGGGCUAACAGUCCACAGGAGCUGGUGGAGGAGGAAGCGGCAUGUCUCUCAGACUCCACCUCUGAAGAGCGCUCCAUCAGUUCCUACACCUCUGAGUCCCUUGAUGACAAUGCAUCCAUAGUCACCGUCAUACGUCUAGUCAAUGAUGCUGUUGAUGAUAUUGAAAGUGAAGUGUCAAACAUGGACAAAGAACAGCAGUGGAACAGCCCGGCAAGGCACCUCCUACAGAACAACGAUGAGAUUUGUGUAGAGUUCGUCAAAGAGUACACUGUGGAUUCAUACCGGUGGGAGACUUCCUUUCAGAGUUUGAGCUGGCUGUCACCGUCACGGCUGCAUCCGCCUGAGGUGGGAUCCCGUUACAACCUCAGUGACGACCAGCAGAACAUCAGACGCGGAGGCAGCACACGCUCCCUCCAGCUCGACUCCAGAAUGAUGAGCUGUAAUGGUGACAGAGGCCACGAGUUGGGCCAGGAGAACAGGAGGAGGACCUUCCAGUGGGAGAGAAAUCAGUCUGGCGAGUGGGAGAGAAGACAAACUGUGCAGAGAGAAGAAAAAAGGAGACAUGAAGGGGAAGGGAAGAAGAUGGAGAUGAGAAGCAGGGAUGUAGCAGUGCACCACAGAGAACAUCUGCAGCUACAUGACCGUGACAGUGUUGAAGACACCUCCUCGCCUAUUUAUGAGGAGUACAGAGAGGAUAGCCACGACCCAAUGCCAGAUGACGACUCAGAUAGUCUCUAUGACACUUUACCCCCAACUCGACGAGCCUACGAGGGAUACCCAUCAAGCCCACCAGGCCUGAACCUUCACCCGGCUCAGCUCAUGCCCCCUUUGAGGGCAUGGGAUUUACAGGAGGAGCAAUGGAGAGGAUCACAGGAGGAUCAGGAAGGACUCGGCUCUGCCAGUCUGACCGGUUCUGGAGAUGAACUAGAAAGACUGCUGAACUUGGUGUCGCUCAGAGCUAGGAGAGCCACACGGACAAACAGAACCUCUACCGGAUCUGAGGCCACAACAAGCUGGGACGGGUGCAAAUGAACCAUUAGGCAGGCUGUUUAAAGCAUAUUUAAAGUGUUUCAUAAUAACAGAGAGGGAGUGAUUCUCUCUGACUUUCACUUUGCAUUUAUCGAACACAUCUGAUGUAGUAUCUAAAAGUAAUUGUACAAGAGUAUAAAAAACCAUAAACAUGCCUAUAUUAUGCUUAUCCUGGUGUAAACAAGCACUAAUCCACCACCAAUCCCCUGGAUCUUCGAUAAGCUGCAGGAAUCAGAGGAAAUUCCUGUGUUCUCUUGACGCCUUCACCUGUGCCGCGUGAGAGUCGGCCGCGAUUGGCUGUGAAUCAAAGCUGUUACAUUUAUUAUUUAGAGCCACUGAAGCAAUGCAUUCGAAGCCUGUCUGUUUCUUUUUUUUAUGGACGAUACCGACGUAUGUCUACGUGUUGUUGUGAGCUAUGUACAUUGUUUUUCCAUCGGAACCCACACAUGCAUGCACACAAACAGAAACAAUCACUUUGUGGACUCGGUUUGGCAUUUCUUAGAACUUUUAUUAUUUUCACUGGCACAUGCUUGGGGUUGUUUUGCAAAGAUCUGUUCACCCACGUCCUACACACAGCCUGAGAGAUGCUAUUAAUAUUACCAACGUUGAUACCUAGGGGACUUUUGCUUAAUCUUUCAAUUAUUCUAUGAAUAUUUAUUUCAUAACUACUCAUUUGUGAAAGUGUCUUUCAUGAACACACAUCAAGGAUAUAUUUUAUUAUGUAAUUUUAAUUUUUUUAAAUUCUUUCUUUGCUUUGCCUUUAAGUGUGAAAAUGUAUUUUCUCUGUCAACUGCCAUUUAAUAUGUCUGAUUUUGUAAUUAGUAUAGAGUGACUCACAAAAGCUUUCAGAAUCACCCUGAACACACCACCCUAACUGUGAAACAUGGCAGUGGCAGUAUCAUGCUGUGGAGAGGCCUUUCUUUUGCAGGGGGAGGGAAACUGCUCUGAGUUGAUGGAAAGAUGGAUUAAGCAAAAUACAAGGAAGUCCUGGAAGAAAAUAUGUUAAGAGCUGCAAAUAUGUUAGAAUGGGCAAGAAGUUCACUUUCCAGUGGUACAAUGACCUUAAACAUGCAGCCAAAGCUACAAUGAUGUGGUUAAGAUUACAGCAUAUUUAGAUUACCAUGUCACAAAGUCAAAAGCUGAAUCAAAUUUAAAAAAAAAAAAACAAGAUUGACCAUCUGACUGAGCGUGAGCUUUUUUGCAAAGAAUGAUGGGACAAAAACUUUAGUCUCUAGAUGUGCAAAGCUGGUAGAGACAUACCCCAAAAGACAAGCAGCCUUUAUUGCAGUGAUAGGUAGCUGAGUCAGAAGGACCUGAAUAUUAAAGCAUGCCAUACUUUUAUUUUAAAACUGAUUUGAAAACCAUGUGUAAUUUUCCUUCCACUUCACAACUGUGUCGAUUCAUCCCAUCAAAUACCAAUAAAACACAUUGAAAUUUCUGAUUGUAAUGUGACAAAAUAUGAAAAUGUUCAAUGUAUAUGAAUACUUUUGCAAUGCAUUGUAAAAUAUAUAUGCAUUCCUAGGACAGAUAGAAGGACAGAAGCCCACCCUUAGAGCAGGUGUUAACAUGAGAAAUGGAUUCCAAGACAUUUUGUGUUGAAAGACUCAGAGAAUGAUGUGGAAAUGCAACUGUGACAAGCAGAAUCACUCAACUCAGGAUGUCCACAUGGCUGGAGCUCUGAUAGGACAGGUUGAAUUCUGCCAUGCUCCCUAAAUACAAUAGAAAUGAACUAACUACAAGUUGAACAACACGAAUUAGAAUUUGGAGAAUUGCGGCAUAAACUAUUCCAGAGUACAGUGCGGAUUGGGAACAGGCCAGAUUAAAUAUCUUUUAUAAUUAUAGUCACUAAUGUCAAGCCCUUGCUUUAGCUGGCACUCAUGGUAUAAAGCACAGGUCCGACAGACUUGUUGGGAAAAAGGAAAACAUUUACAUGUCACUAAGAGAAACAAACAGCAAAAGACAUGCAAGGUGAAGGGUGUAAACGCAAAUCAUCCACUUUUGACAACAUGUAAUGAAAUUCAAGGGCACAGUAUUUUCCUGAAUUGAUUUGCUGAAAGAAUGCAGAGAAUCUCAAAUUGAAAGGUACUCUCCCCGAGUACGCUCCAUGAAAGUGCUCCAACAUCAGCCACUAAUGGCCACGUGUCCCAUGGCCCAUCUUAACGUGGUCAUUAUCAGUCUUAGUGUCAACGAAUGCAGCCAUGUCUCUCAGUGUGCGGCCUAUUAAUCCAUCCAUGCAUUCCAGUUACUCAUUCUUAUUCCGGUCCACCCUGUCAGAGGGCUCCUGAAGCGUGUCCCAGCUUCGCACGAGGCAACGGGCUAGGAAACAUCCCAGACAGGUCAGACUAACACAUGGACAAACACCUUCACACCUGUGGGCACUUUACAGUUUGCAGUUCACCCGGUCUGAAUGUCUACGGACAGUGGAAGAAAAAAAAUGGUAUUUGUCCUAAGGGUGAAUAAGUGCCUCAUGUUCUCGAGCAGUUUUGCUAUAUUAUAUCUCGAAGAAGACUGCGUCAGAUAAAUAAUUCCCAUAAAAUAUUUAAUCCUUUUAAGUCAGUCUUUUUGAUAUACAUCUUAUAUGUUUUUCUUUCCCCUCCCCACAAGAAUCUGGCAGAUUUGCUUAGCAAAGCUUAAGCUCGUUAAUGUCCUGUGAUGGCACGGAGGUGUAGGAACAUCGCCUAGAAUGCAUAUUCUGUGGAAUCGGUCAAACAGACAAACAAAAAAUUAUUUUGAGAACAUCUGGGGUUAUUUUAAAGGCUGUUGUGAUUGUAUCUUAGAUUGCUUUUGGCGGUAUAACAGCAUUAUUUUUUCUGCUUUAUGUCAUUUUUGUUUUCCUCUGUUUUUCUCUGAACCGGAUUUGUUUGCUGACUUGAAUAAAUGCACCAGCUUUUUGUGUAGUA
This is a messenger RNA of Girardinichthys multiradiatus, 17170 nucleotides long. RefSeq names its product protocadherin Fat 3. Bases 9 to 14273 code for a protein of 4754 amino acids. Gene Ontology annotation, molecular function: calcium ion binding. The transcript has 52 exons. The record is from RefSeq and is a predicted model, not a curated record. Gene Ontology annotation, cellular component: plasma membrane. Gene Ontology annotation, biological process: homophilic cell-cell adhesion. Lineage: Eukaryota; Metazoa; Chordata; Actinopteri; Cyprinodontiformes; Goodeidae.